Molecule: messenger RNA, 4735 nt
Organism: Colletes gigas
Lineage: Eukaryota; Metazoa; Arthropoda; Insecta; Hymenoptera; Colletidae
Product: pancreatic triacylglycerol lipase-like
Exons: 7
Coding region: 559-1992 (477 amino acids)
Biological process (GO): lipid metabolic process
Molecular function (GO): triacylglycerol lipase activity
Source: RefSeq, a predicted model, not a curated record
AGCCAGGUAGAUACUGUAUUUUAUUUAAAAACAACUGACUGCUUAAGGCCAUUGCGAAAUUAAGUAAUAGUAGACACUAAUGUUUCGACGAAAAUGAAUAGAAAUAAAUCGAUAUAAGUUAGUAAACUUGGAAUGACACAACCCUUGUUUUGAACAGAUUGAAGAACUGCAUUGAAUAGCAUGAUUGAAAUUACGGGGAGAUUACGAUUUCCGUGGCCCCAUGUUUAGCGGUUAAAUUUGUGUUCUUGGGGUCAUUUAAAAAAAAAAAAAAAUGUAUAUGUCACGGGUAUCGAAUGGGCCUGGUACAGUCGGUAAAGUAGAUUUUCUGUUUUUUUUUAUAAACCUUGCAAAUAUCUCUGAAAUUAUCUGUCAUACACUGGAGUAACGUUUGACGUAAUCGAGAAUAAAGACAGUGGCCAUGAGCGGAUCAGUUGGACCGUUCUCUGAUCAUAGACAAGCAUUAUUGCAUACAAGUUCUACGUUAGCGAGAAUCCAUCUGUAUUAUUGUUGCCAAACCUAGUGUCGCGUAACGCGUAAUUUACAUAAAAUGUACUACAUAUGUAUACAUGUAUAUCUAACUUAAUAUCUCAGUGGCUGUUCAAGACACACGCACAACCUAAGACUGGUAAAUUUUUUCACAGAACAAGCGGCUCUCGUGAACAAUUUAGUGUCGCCCAGUUAGAUGAAUCGCCCUGUACAAUUAACAGUGAAGCUCAAAAAUUGUCGAAGACCUUCUUUGAGAUGAGGAACGAGCUACUGAACCACGACGAUUACAACGUCAUCGUCGUCGACUGGGCCGGAGGUAGCCUCCCACUUUAUACCCAGGCGACCGCCAACACCAGACUCGUAGGCCUCGAGAUAGCCCAUCUGAUCAAGCACUUGCAGACAAAUUAUAGACUGGAUCCGAACGAUGUGCACUUAAUCGGGCACAGUUUAGGGGCGCACACAGCCGGUUAUGCCGGUGAAAAAUUAAGUGGAAAUAUUGGCCGCAUCACAGGUUUGGAUCCUGCCGAGCCCUACUUCCAAGGAAUGCCAAGUCAUCUGAGACUCGAUUACACAGAUGCGAAGCUGGUCGAUGUCAUUCACACCGAUGGUAAAAGCAUCUUUUUCCUAGGACUUCCAGGAUACGGGAUGAGCCAGCCGUGCGGUCAUCUAGACUUCUAUCCGAACAAUGGCAAGGAACAGCCAGGGUGCACGGACUUGAGCGAGACGACACCAUCCUUGCCUCUGACGCUGAUCAGGGAGGGCCUGGAAGAAGCAUCGAGGGUGUUAGUGGCCUGCAAUCACGUGCGUGCCAUUAAACUGUUCAUCGAGAGCAUAAACUCUAGGUGCCAGUACGUAGCGCACGAAUGCUCCAGUUACGCCAGCUUUCUAAGAGGCGAGUGUUUCUCUUGCAAGAGCAACAACAGCCUCAGUUGCGGCGUAAUGGGAUAUCAUGCGGACAGUAGUCCAGCGCUGGUCAGACGUCAGGCAAUGGGGCACGAUGUCCUGUCGUUGCUGGGCUCGAAAUUCUUUUUCUCCACUGGCAAAGACGACCCCUAUUGCAGGAGACAUUAUCGAAUUACUAUCAACCUUGCGCGACCACCGACUGCGGAAAGCUGGGUUCAAGGUUUCAUGAAGGUCACUCUUCGCGCCGAAAAUGGUAUAAUGCGCGACGUCGAUCUCACCCCGAGCGGUUACAUGAAAUUGGAACACGGAUCGACGGUGCGAAUGGUCGUCGCGCAUCCAACCGGGGCGACCGGAGAAAUUGGAAAAAUUAGACGAGUCGAACUUUCAUGGAUGUACGACAUGGACGUCCUGCAGCCGCGAUCGCUGUGCUUUUUUUGGUGCAACGAUCGGCUUUACGUGAACAGCGUCACCGUCGAUGUUAUGGAGCUUCCAGGCAGAGGGAAAAGAGAGGCAGAUUUCACCAGUAAACUUUGUUCGGCGAGCAGACAAGAGUACGCAGAGAUUGCUAGUGGAUCCACAGCAUCGUUCAUCGAUAAUUGCUAACGCAGCGCCUUGAAUUUACUAAACAGUGGUAUUGAUUAUUAGCUCAAGGUAUUUUAAUGCUGUUCCUGUAGAAAGUAUGAUAAUUAAACGCUUGUAGCAGGAUAACGAACAUUGUAUAGAGUUUAUCCAGACAAAUUUAACACGUAUCUAUUUACAAAUCUAUGCUCGUUUCAAAGAGCGUGCUUCUGGUAAAAGUUCGUUUGGAAAAAUAUUUGCCUUCGAUUAUAAUCAUAUAAUAUAGAUACAGAGUGUUCGGCUAUUAAUGAUCAUCGUUUUAGAUGGCGAUUCUACGGACCAAAAUGAGACCGAAUCUGCGUUUGAGACUUUUUUUAGUUUGAGACCUGCUAGGUAUUGUAAUCAAUAGUAUUGCAAAAGAGAAAAACUGUCGAGAGUAUCUUUUGUACGAAAAAAUACGUUGUAAAACCUUCUGUAUGUACAUGUAGUUAUCACAAAAUUAUGAAAAAUGUAAUGUUUCGAGUAAUUAUAUCCAAAUGCCAUAGAAAUCUUUCCGUACAAAAAUGAAAAAGAAAGAUAGUAAUCUUUUCCAGAAUCUCGCUAUUUUGAAAGACUAUUCGAACAUGUUCCCGAGAAACGCAACGUUAUCUUAGAUCGAAGAAAGUGUGAUGUGUGGAAUAGGCGUGUAUCUGCAGCAGUAUUAAUAUGAUCGAUUACUUUUGUACAUCUUGUAUAUAAAAUUGGGUAUAUGUAACUAAGGUAAUGCUAGAGUAGUGUAAAAAAGCAAGUGUUUUGCGAGCGAUUAUCAACGGUUACUGGCAAAAAAUUGCUAUACUAAUUUCUGUAUGUUAUUUACACGAAAACAAUGCCUGUUGCGGCACAAUUGCGACAAUAGUUUGUGAUAUUUUUUUUUUCUUCUUGUAUAAUUUAAAUAUUAUAUUUAAUACAUAAUUUACUGGUAACGUUCGAUUUGAAAUUGUACAAAACAAGAAUAAAACAACGGCUGUAUACAAACAUCAAUACCUUGUACCGCGUAUUUUUAAACGCGUCUUAAAUAUCGAAAAUAAUUUUUUAUAAACGUUUCGAAUGUAAAAAUAUAAAUCGGUCGGUGCCAUACGCAAACGACACGACGUCGCAUGUUGCUGGUCGGAAUUUUUAACGGUGUACGGUUCUUAUAGAGAAAAAAAAUAGUAUGAUAAUCUUUUCUUUUUUACGAGAAUAAACGUUUAAAUGCUGCGGGGAAAGAAACACACUUGUACAGCUUGCUAAUUUUUUGCAAUGUUUACUCCUCGAUAAACGUUGUACACGUCGAUUCGUCGCUUAUACAAAAAGAUCAUCGCGGAGUGCAGCUAUACACGGUAACACAUGAUUCUUAUCUUACACGAGAUUCAACAAUAAUCGAGUAAAAAAGCCGUCCGCGUUUGGUCAACGCGGUAACAAAGAUUGGUAAAAUACAGAGUGUUCGAGAAUUAUGGCGCACAACGAAACAUUUAAAUUUCUCACACCUAAUAGAAAUCGAACAAUUCUUCCAUCAUUUUGCGAUCUAAGAAUGUUUUUUUUUUUUUUUUUUUUUGAAUGAGACAGGAUAAUACUUAAUUUCGGGCACGAAGACAAGGGAUCUAUAGAUCGAACGUCGCGCCUGGAUAAAGCGGAAAACAGCUAUUAUAAGAUUUAUACAACUAUACAGAAAAAUAGUGCAGAUAAAAAGUAACUAUUUUAACACUUUUCUACAUCCACGUAAUUCGCGAAAAUGGUCUAUUUGCUUAAAUUUCUUCUUCGAACAUUCGAGAUGAAAAUACCCAUAUACGCUACUUGUGUCUUGUACAACGAAAAUUGUUAUUCGUUUAAGUAAUGUAGUCGCGUCUUUUAACUUGUAUAUAUAUGUAUAUAUAUUAUUACAAAUAUUUCCUGUUGAAACGUGUAAAUAAAAGUUAAAAUCCUUAAAAAAUAACGAUUGAAUUCUUAGUCUUUUAUCAAACAGACACAUAACGCACGAGGGAACAAAAAUAAUAGUGACGGACUUGAAAAUUUAUUUCUAUUCUCUUUCUAUCCUUUACCCAGCUGAUACUGGCCCGAUAUCAAAAGUGACGCGUUCCUUCAACAGAUUUAUUUAAAAAGAAAAAUCUGUUACUUAAAUUUUGUCAUGUUUACAUUUAAAGUAGCGUUUUAUUAUUAACUAUUAUAAGAAAGAAAUACUUUCAUUGUAUAACAUUUGGAUCAGGAUUGAAAGGGGUCCGAACGAAGUACUUUUUACAAUCAUUUUCAUCGAAGGGGCACCACACUCCGAUGGUUUAAUAUUAUUCUAAUAAACAUAUGAAGUAGAAGGAGGAAGGGGUGGGAGGGAAACCUCACGAUGUGACACAGUCAGUCUUCAAAAUCUCAGAUCUCCGAAUCGAAAUUGUUUGCACGUUGAAAAAGGAAGCCUCUUGCAAAAUGAAAAAGUGCUUUUCGAUUUCCAUCUGUUCCAUAAUUUUGGAACGCUCUGUACGUAAUACGAUAUAUAGUGAUAUACAUAAUAUAAUCUAAUAAUCUCUAUCUGUAUAACAUAUAAUUUGCAUAUAAAUAAUAAAUAGAAAACGAGGAGCGGGGGGCUGAUGAUUAGCUUGGUAAGACUUUAGCAGUAAAUUGCCAUUACGAACAUUCAUAGGACUAUUGGGGGGGAGAGAGAGAGAGAAGGGGGGCUGGUGAUAAUGACCAAACAAAGUGAAGAAUAAUAGAGAACAGUGAAAGAACUAACAAUAAUAAUUGUGAAUAUACAACUGAUUCAUUUGGCAUAGUAGUCUAGAGC